AUGACAAAAAUUCGCACUCGUUUUGCUCCUAGUCCGACCGGAAAAUUACACAUAGGUGGUGCAAGGACGGCAUUAUUUAACUAUAUAUUUGCAAAACAUUAUAAUGGUGAGUUUAUUUUAAGGUGUGAAGAUACUGAUACUAAAAGAAAUAUUGAUGGUUUAGCAAAAGAAAUAGCACAACAGUUAGAAUGGUUGGAAAUUAAGCCUGAUAUGUCUUAUUUUGAAUCAGAGAAACAAAAAAGAGAAGCUGAAAAUCAAUAUGUUAUUAGGUUGAAAUUAAAUACAAAAGAUUAUCAUUGGAAUGAUUUAGUUAGGGGUGAUAUUACUAUAAAAAGCCAAGAAUUAGAUGAUUUUGUGAUUUUAAAAAAUGAUAAAUACCCUACUUACAAUUUUAGUGUUGUAAUAGAUGAUCAUGAACAACAAAUAAGUCAUAUUCUUAGAGGUGAAGAGCAUAUUACUAAUACUGCUAAGCAAAUAGCUCUCUAUGAGACAUUUAAUUGGACUAUACCAAAGUUUGGUCAUUUAACUAUUAUAGUCAAUGAGUUUGGCCAAAAAUUAUCUAAAAGAGAUGAAAAAACAAAGCAAUUAAUAGAAGAAUUUAUUAAGCUUGGUUAUCCUAAAUUGGCUAUAUUUAACUACUUAACAUUAUUAGGUUGA
This is a messenger RNA of Stegodyphus dumicola, 657 nucleotides long. RefSeq names its product glutamate--tRNA ligase-like. NCBI's taxonomy places the organism in Eukaryota, Metazoa, Arthropoda, Arachnida, Araneae, Eresidae. The record is from RefSeq and is a predicted model, not a curated record.